This is a messenger RNA of Paecilomyces variotii, 1429 nucleotides long. RefSeq lists its product as hypothetical. The record is from RefSeq and is a predicted model, not a curated record. The transcript has 2 exons. NCBI's taxonomy places the organism in Eukaryota, Fungi, Ascomycota, Eurotiomycetes, Eurotiales, Thermoascaceae. The coding region runs from base 1 to 1035 and encodes 344 amino acids.
AUGAAUUCUCUAUCAGAUCCCGUCACUACGACUGCCACAGACAGGAAGGACAGCACGACCAUCAAGAGCCCUCAGACAGGAUUCAGAAACACUCGUCUCUACCGCAUUCUUAAGGCCAUUCCCCUGAUCCUUUUGGCUUUACUAUGCAACUACACCAUGGGUACCAUUCUCCAGAGCACAUACCCUUUCCUCAACGAGGCGAGCUCGUCUCUUGAACUUGAGCUCGACGAUAACGUCACCGUGCACCUACGGAGUUCCUUCUACGGCAUCCCAUGGCUGGAUAAAUUAAUAAAAGGGAUAGGCAUCAUAGCGCCCUUGUACUAUUUUAUCCACUACGUCUCGGGUCCUUUGGAGACUACACCACCUUCACCUUCGACGAUCAGUGACUCUCCGAUUGAUAUUCACGAAGCGAAGGCGCUCUUCCCUGCUGUUCUGAUCGGCUACUAUAUUCCAACAGUGGUACAAAAAUUGCCAAUGGUCUCGCUGUCUGUCCGCCAGAUAUUCUGCGGUUACUGGCAACUAUAUCCUAUUUGGCUGUCGAUCGUACACCAUGGACUGAGUCUCUGGUAUUCAGCCGCAGCAAGGACAACGGAUAUCAAACGACUACAGUCGGGAAGGUCAAGUUCAGACAAUGACAUGGUGCACGUACGGCGAGCGUAUCUGAUAACGGGAAGCAUUUCCGCUGCUGUUUACUUUUACGUUCGUUUCCUGUCUGGUAUUCCAACAUGCGAUGUAUUUAUCCGGGGAAUGUUCCACUCACCGGCCGCAGUAGCUGCGGCAGUUACUUCUGUGACGGAUGGCAUGGUCCCUGCAAUGAAGUAUGAUGCCUUUUUCACCUUUGUGAGUGGCCUCCUCUGGAUCAGUUUGACCUUCGGGGACCUGAAAGCCGAAGGGGUCCUGCGGUUUGGGACGGUCCGUGUUGUGAGUGUUAUGUUGUUGGUUGUAUAUUUCUUUGGCCCUGGCGCUGCGACAGCCUUUUGCUGGGGUUGGAGGGAAGAGAUACUACAUGUAGCGAAGCGAAGGUUGAUGGUUUAGUUUCUGGAGGUUGGGUUAUAGGAGCGCAAUUAUAUGCAUGGGACGAUAGGCAACAGUGGGUUUCGAAUAAGGCGUUCCUUAACUCGUAUACAGGAGAUAGCCCAUUCACGUACCACAAUAAGAGAUGUAGAUGUUAUUUUCUCAUACAUAGGUUUCCGCUGAUGCUUUCUUUGUCGAUCAAUCCAUAGGUGGCAUCUCUAAGAGACAGUACAGUGCCUGGACAGUAACUUAGUUUCCCCAAGAGCAGUAGUUAGAAAAAGGCCGAUGUAUAUACAUCCUAACAUGAAGCCAGGAAGUAUCGUUAUCCCCACAAGAGCUACUAGUUGGCUAGCAAGUUCCCACUUGAUCGCCCACUGUGGCGAUUUAUUCUACUUUACCCUACCUGCCCACUUGA